UAACCUCUCUAAUUAGGAAGCGUUUCAAGAAUAAUUAUUGAUUUCACAUUCAGAAAUUGAAUUGAUAUGGCUUCUCCUUCAUUGACCUUUGCAUUUUUUCUUUCCUUGAUUAACUUCCCUUGCUUGAUCAAUGCCCAACAACGUUACGCUGCAGAUAUUUGCACUGUAAAUGACAGCUCCUCUUCUAUUCUUGGGUACAAUUGCAGCGGCGUAAACACAACUUGCGAAUCUUUUUUAAUCUACAGAGCACAACCUUCAUACAAUACCAUCUCUUCUAUUGCUUCUCUUUUAUCUGCCAACGCAUCUCAGAUGUCCGAGAUCAACAACAUAUCGGAAAACGUAACAAUGCAAACAAACAACGAGGUGAUCGUUCCUGUGACGUGCUCCUGUGCAGAUCGGUUCCACCAAGUUAACACGAGUUAUGUUGUUCAAAACAAUGACAGUUACUACUUGAUUGCUAACAACACGUUUGAAGGUUUAACAACUUGUAAUGCGAUCAGAACGCAAAAAGUAAGUCCAAAUAUAGAAAACAUUUACCCUAAUGAAAGGCUUACUAUACCUUUAAGGUGUGCUUGUCCCACAAGAAGCCAAGUUAACGAUGGAGUUAGAUACCUUAUGAGCUUUGUGAUUGAAAGGGGCGAUAGUGUUGCUUCAAUUGCUAUUAAUUUUGAGGCCGAUGUUGGUCAAACGUUCGAGGCUAACGGAUUUUCCGAGGAUGAUAAUGUCAUACAACCUUUCACAACCCUUCUUGUUCCACUACGAAACCCACCUACCACAACUAUUCUAGUUCCAUCGCAAAACCCACCAAAUGGUUCGCUGAACAAUACAGAAAACGGCAGAAGUUCAACCCAUAUUGCUGUAGCGAUCAGUGUUCCGAUCGUCGUUGCAAUCUUGGUCCUCUUUGGUGUCGGCUUUUGUAUCUAUUAUCACAAGGGUAAAAAGCCCUCCCAAGAUACAGAAGAGUUCAUUGAAGCAGAGUCAUUAAAGUUUGACUUCAAGGUUAUAAGAACUGCAACAGAUGACUUUUCCCAACGUAAUAAACUCGGCCAAGGUGGAUUUGGUGGGGUUUACAAGGGAAAACUUCAAAAUGGACAAGAAGUAGCGGUGAAAAGGUUGUCAACGAACUCAGGGCAAGGAAUUGAAGAGUUCAAGACAGAGGUUCUAUUACUUGAAAAGCUACAACAUAACAAUCUGGUCAAACUCUUGGGAUAUUGUGUACAUGGAGAAGAGAAGUUGCUUGUGUACGAACUCUUGCCUAAUUCAAGCCUUGACAAAGUCUUGUUAGAUAGAAUUAGACAGCCAUCACUAGGGUGGGAGACCCGGUACAAUAUCUUAUUAGGAACUGCAAGAGGACUUUUAUAUCUUCACGAAGACUCAAGAUUGAAGAUUAUCCACCGAGAUCUUAAAAUGAGUAACAUUCUAUUGGACGAAAAUAUGAAUGCAAAAAUCGCAGAUUUUGGAUUGGCCAGACUUGUUGGACGAGAUCAAAUUCAGGCUGAUACUAGUAAGAUUGAUGGAACAUACGGAUAUAUGGCUCCUGAGUAUGCUUUGACGGGGCGCUUCUCAAUUAUGUCAGACGUCUAUAGUUUUGGAGUAAUAGCUCUAGAAAUUGUAAGUGGCCGUAUGUGUAGCUCAACAACCUUCCCUUAUGAGGAUGAAAGUUUAUGCCAACGAGCAUGGAGGCUAUGGAAGGACGAUGCAAUUUUAGACUUGGUCGAUCCAAGACUUAAUGGAAUCUUCUUAAGCGAUGAAGUGACAAGAUGCAUACACAUUGGUUUGCUUUGCAUCCAAGAGAACGCAAACAAAAGGCCAAUGAUGGCUGUUAUUGUCUCAGCCCUCAAUGGCCAUCAUGUGGUCCUUCCGGAACCAGAACCACCUCAACUUGGUCCACCAACAAUUAUCCAAUACCGGCCAGAAUCGUCCAUUAAAUUUGCCAAAAAUAAUGAUGACUUUACAGAUAUUCAUCCUCGGUAGACAAACUCACAACGGAGGGCACAAGCUUUAAAUGAAAAUUAAUGAUGAUGAUGAUGAGAUGAACGAUGAAUAUGCUGUUGAAGAUGAACGAUGAGUCGAUGACUAUGAUGAUGAAGAUGAACGAUGAUGAGUGAUGAAGAUUAACGAUGAUGAGUGAUGAAGAUUAACGAUGAUGAGUGAUGAAGAUGAACGAUCAUUGAUGUUAUUUUUUUGCAUUUUGACAAUUUCGGAAGGAAGUUGCAUUUUUAUGUUGAUGAUAGUAAUAUGUGUGAAAUGUAAGGGGAAAAAAAUUGUAUUGUUUGAAUUAGAAUAUAAAUGCUAUUAUUGAAAAAAUAUUAAUAUUGUGUUUGAAUUCCAUAAGUUAUUCUAAUUUAGUUUUCUUUAUUCUUUGUUUUUUUUAUUAAAGGGUUUGGUUAGUUUCAGAUUUGGAUUCCAUAAGUUAUUCUAAUUUAGUUAUUCUAAUUGCUUAGUUAAUUGGUCCCAUCUUCACAUGCAGUUCUUGAUCAUAAUUGAUAAUCAAU
Beta vulgaris subsp. vulgaris (sugar beet) is the source of this 2495-nucleotide messenger RNA. Its product is annotated as cysteine-rich receptor-like protein kinase 10. Gene Ontology annotation, biological process: protein phosphorylation. NCBI's taxonomy places the organism in Eukaryota, Viridiplantae, Streptophyta, Magnoliopsida, Caryophyllales, Amaranthaceae. The record is from RefSeq and is a predicted model, not a curated record. The coding region runs from base 67 to 1974 and encodes 635 amino acids. The transcript is spliced from 7 exons. Gene Ontology annotation, molecular function: ATP binding; protein kinase activity.